This is a messenger RNA of Lytechinus pictus (painted urchin), 2800 nucleotides long. Its product is annotated as GPALPP motifs-containing protein 1-like. The coding region runs from base 88 to 1263 and encodes 391 amino acids. NCBI's taxonomy places the organism in Eukaryota, Metazoa, Echinodermata, Echinoidea, Temnopleuroida, Toxopneustidae. The transcript is spliced from 5 exons. The record is from RefSeq and is a predicted model, not a curated record.
AUAGUAGACAUUAUUUUUACUGCUUGCUGCGAGCAGCUCUGAAGAGUGAAGUAGGAAUUGUAAUUUUUUUCUGAAAAAAUCAACAAAAUGACAUCUUAUGGUCCUGCUAUACCACCAGGCCUCUGCAGUAAAGCACAAAUGGAUGAAGAUGAUGACGAUGGUGACAUAGUAGGUCCCGCAUUACCUCCACACCUUCUGGAGAAGACAAAGGCAGAUGAUGAAAGCGACGAUGAUGACGGACAGGAUGAAAUAGGACCUGCUUUGCCACCUCAUUUACUACCAGCAAAAACUAAAGAGGAUAAAAGUGUUGAGAAUGAGUUUGGUGUUCAGCUUCCUCCAGAUUACAGUAGAUGGAAUGCAUUCGAUGUCGAUGCCAGCGACAAUGAGUUUGGUGAAAGCGAUGAUGAAAUUACCCCAUCUAAUGCUCAUGAUAAGCAAGUUGAAGAUGAUGAUGAUGAUGAUGAUGAUGAUGCGUAUGGACCAGCAUUACCGCCUGGUUAUAAAAAGCAAGAGCAAACAGAUGAUGUUGAUUCAACGUCAGACUCACAUGUAAGAAACUAUGGCCCCACUCUUCCGCCUGGUAUCCAUAGCAACAGAAUGCCAGCAGAGCCUUCAGAUAGUGGUGAUUAUAAUGAUGAGGAGGAGGAUGAAAUGAUUGGACCUAUGCCUUUGAAACCAGGUAGUGAUGGAGUCUACUCAUUAUCAGCGGCCGAGGAAUUUGAGAAACGAGCAGCCGCAAUGAAGGAAAAGCUUGCAAAUAAGGAUAAACCACAGCAGCCCAAGAGAGAGACGUGGAUGAUGGAAUUGCCGGGCUACUCUUCUAACUUUGGUCUUGGACCUAGGAGCUUCAGAAAGACGGCCAGACCGGAGGAAAAGGAUAGAUCAGAGUGGACUGAUACCCCUGCAGAUAAAGCCAGGAAGGAAAAGGAGAGAGCUGAGAAGAGAAGGAUGGAAGAGAAAGCAGGGAGGAGUCAGAAAGACGACGCCCCAGAGGAGAUAUCACAGAGGGACAAGAGACUAGCGGAGAUGGUUGCUAAACACAAUGAGACAAAGAGAGGAGAGAGUUUGGUUGACAUGCAUACUAAACAUCGAAAGAGGAAACUGGAAGAGGAUGAGGACAAGCCAGUUGAAAGGAGACCAUUUGACCGAGACCUUGACCUCAAUGUCAACCAGUUUGAUGAGGCCAAGCGGAAACUCCUUAUCAGGAAGUCUGCUCAACUUAAUGACAAAUUCUCACAUGCCAAGGACAAAGUUUACUUGUAGUUGAACAAAGAGGGAGCCCUUUUGCUUUGUCAUCUUUAUGAAACUCUUUAAGAAGUCUGCUCAGCUCAAUGACAAGAUCUCAGAUGGCAAGGACAAAGUUUACCUGUAAUUGAACAAAGAGGGAGCCCUUGUGGUCUGUCAUCACCGUGAUACUCCUCGUCAAGAAGUCACCUAGUCUCAAUGACAAGUUCUCACAUGGCAACGACAAAGUUUACCUGUAGUUGGACAAAAUCUGUCACAAGAGGGAGCCCUUGUGGUUUGUCAUCUUCAUGAACAUCUAAUCUAAUCUUUAUGAAAGCAAGGUUACGGGUCUUCUCAGCCAUAGUAGUGCUAUGGAUGUGAAACAGAACGUGCAUUUGGAUUCUUUAACAUAAUUAUUCUUCAAUAUUAAUAGUUAUUUACAUAUGGUUUGCCAUGGAUUCCCAGUUAAAUUUAAUUGUGCAAUUAAAUAACAUGGACUGGCCCUGACGAGAACAUCAAAUAUGUUUCUUACUAUAGAAUCUAUUGUCCUCAGUCUUUAGACAAGGGCAAAACGAUUUAGUGCUGGGCGAUAUUUUGAUUAUGCAGUAUGCACUAUUGAAAAAAAAUUGAAUAUUCAAUCAUGUUUUCAUGGUUAAAUGUUUAUAUAUCAUGGUAACAUGAUAUUAUGAUAUUAUAUUCGAUUAUGAAAAGUUAAUAACUAUUAAUUGACCAUAAAUAUUGCUCUGUAUUGCUUUAAACCCACUUAAGAUAUUAUAAGUUGGAACCCAAUGCCUGCUUUCAUGGACAAGCACUGAUGAAUUAUUUACUUUCAUUUCUCCCUUACCUGCCCUCACAGAAUAGAACAUACAUAAUGAAUUUUCAGACUCUGUAUUCCUGUAAGCCUGUUCAUGAUUGCAAACAGCUCACAUGCAGUAAAGUUCAUUUGAGAUAAUCCAUGAAAGUAGUUCUCAAAUUCACUGACGUAGGCAUUUGUGAGUUGGUGAUUAUUCAUGUGUUCCUUUUGAAACAUUAUUUUACUCACAUCCAAGCUGAAGAGUAACAAAAUCUUCACAAUCACUGGUAUUUGACAGUAGCCCAAACAAAAAUAGUCAAAUGUGCCAAAAGCAGACAAUAAAACAAACAGAUUUUCAAACUCUACCCCUGAUGUACAUGUACCUGGUCUAUGCAAUUUCUUUUGUUCUUAGAAUUCGAAUGCUAUGCCGGGAAAGCGUAUGCAACAUCUUCAUUUGAAAAUGUUAGUGCUCAUCCUCAUGAAAAAUCGCAAAGGUCAUUUGAGAAAAGUUGAUCAAGAGCUAACCGUGAACUGGCUUACACUGUGAUAUCUGCGAUAUUUAGCUGGCGAUAAGGGACUAACAUUGAAAUAAAAUAUCGACCAGCAAUAAUAUGAUUUUUUUUAAGGUCACUAUAAUUGAUGUUCCCUGAAAGUAGAGCCAAACAGUGUUGUUAUGUUGUUAUUAGAAUUCAAAUCAGACAUUUAGAGCAAAAUCAUGGAGAUAUUUAACCAUUUAUAGAUAGGUUUCUCCUGCGUCCUGUUUAUAUUAGGAGCUCUAAGCUU